Cyphellophora europaea CBS 101466 is the source of this 99-nucleotide messenger RNA. RefSeq lists its product as uncharacterized. Bases 1 to 99 code for a protein of 32 amino acids. The record is from RefSeq and is a predicted model, not a curated record. The transcript is spliced from 2 exons. Lineage: Eukaryota; Fungi; Ascomycota; Eurotiomycetes; Chaetothyriales; Cyphellophoraceae.
AUGGAAACGUCAAAAUUGGAAAUCAAGAAGACUGUGUAUUUGAGCACAAGCACUUUUCGCUUGACAUACGGGCGAUCGGAACAAUCACAACGGAGUUAA